Molecule: messenger RNA, 714 nt
Organism: Lolium rigidum
Lineage: Eukaryota; Viridiplantae; Streptophyta; Magnoliopsida; Poales; Poaceae
Product: dehydration-responsive element-binding protein 1H-like
Exons: 3
Coding region: 1-714 (237 amino acids)
Biological process (GO): regulation of DNA-templated transcription
Molecular function (GO): DNA binding; DNA-binding transcription factor activity
Source: RefSeq, a predicted model, not a curated record
AUGGACAUGGGGGCCGAGCACGAGCAGUGGAUCAGCUCCCCCACCUCAUCGUCUUCUCCGCACCACGGAACGGUGCAGGCGAAGCGGCCGGCGGGGCGCACCAAGUUCAAAGAGACGCGGCACCCGGUGUACCGCGGCGUGCGGCACCGGGGCAGCGCGGGGCGGUGGGUGUGUGAAGUUAGGCAAUCCACUUAUAGUUUAACAGCUGCGGGUGCCUGGCCCGGCACGCACCUCACCGCGGAGUCCGCCGCACGCGCGCAUGACGCCGCCAUGCUGGCCCUGCGCGGCUGCUCCACCUCCACCCCGAUCCUCAACUUCGCCGACUCCGCUUUGCUGCUCGACGUGCCGUCCGCGCUCCCCGACCUCGCUGCCGUCAGCCGCGCAGCGCUCGCCGUUGCACUGGACUCCCAGCGUAAGCAGGCCAAGGACGGCGAGGCCGCUGUUGGCGCCACUGAGGCAACUACUCCCAGCUUGACAGAGGCAACGUCGUCCCAGCCUUGUAUCGAUGGAACGUUUGAGGACCCGGCCGCACUGGCCAGCGACAUGCUCGAACUCGAUAUGUUGGGAGAAAUGGACCUAGGAAAGUACUACGCAGACCUAGCGGAGGGGCUACUCAUGGAGCCGCUACCACACCGCCGGCCGCCGGCGCGUGAUGCGACAACGGAGACUGCGGCAACGGCGCAGCCGAUGCUGCGCUAUGGAGCCACUCUUUAA